This is a messenger RNA of Tripterygium wilfordii, 1173 nucleotides long. RefSeq names its product pollen-specific leucine-rich repeat extensin-like protein 3. The record is from RefSeq and is a predicted model, not a curated record. Lineage: Eukaryota; Viridiplantae; Streptophyta; Magnoliopsida; Celastrales; Celastraceae. The coding region runs from base 317 to 1132 and encodes 271 amino acids. The transcript has a single exon.
GCAAUGCAAGCCAACAGUGGUUCUAAAGGGGGGAGAGCAAAAUUAACGUUCAAGUUUCUAAGGCAAUAGCAAUCGCAUGUGAGAGCGCCAAUCGUUGGAUUACUAACUAACUAAUCAAGAUUUUUAAAGUUUUUGACUUCUGAAAUACGAGAAAGCAGCCAUGUGAGAGCACCUGAACUCUUGCUAGAUUUGAGGCUUACACAACUUCACAAUUCACGAACCACUCUGUUCUGAACAUCUAUAAAAGGAAUUCUAGGUAGCAUAUCUGCAUAUCAAUCCUACAACCAGGAGAAUAUAUAAUUCUUUCACCAACAAAAUGGCUCAAACAAUGGCACGCUUUGGAGUGUGCCUGCUGAUCGUCUACUUGACCAUUCAGGCAGAGGGAGCCCCUAAGAAGCCUAAGAAAGUGAAGUGCCGAGAUAAGAGGUUCCCAGACUGUUACCAUGUGAACCUCUACUGCCCUGACUCUUGCAAUCGCGAUUGUGUUGUGGAUUGUGCCACUUGCCAACCAGUUUGCGCAGCAUCCCCUACUCCUAUAAUCCCUCCACCACCCGGAUCUUAUUCUAGCCCUCCUCCUCCCAAGUCCCAGCCUCCAGUUUAUCAUUCCCCUCCUCCUACACCCAAGUCGAAGCCACCUCAUACCCCUCCUCCCCCACCAAAGUCGAAGCCACCUCAUUCUCCUCCUCCUCCACCGAAGCCAAAGCCACCUCAUUCCCCUCCUCCUCCACCCAAGUACAAGCCUCCUCAUUCCCCUCCUCCCCCACCAAAGUCGAAGACACCUCAUUCUCCUCCUCCUCCCAAAUCCAAGCCUCCUGUUUAUCAUUACCCUCCUCCCCCUCCUACCGCCCAUACGCCCCCAUCUUAUACUCCACCCCCUCCUCAAACCACCCCCACUCCCCCUUCUUAUCCUCCUCCUCCCACAACUUCCACUCCGGAACCUCCUGCACCUCCAAUUCUGCCACCACCGAGUUCAUCACCAAAGAAAGCUAAGUGCAAAAACAGGAACUAUCCACUUUGCUAUGGCCUGGAGCAUACCUGUCCUAGUGCCUGCCCUGGAGGAUGCGAGGUUGAUUGUGUCACCUGCAGCCCUGUUUGCCGUAAGUCUAUCCCCCUCUGCUUAGAUUGUCUUUAAUUUAAAAAAAAAAAAAAAACAAUUUGAUGAAUGACGGCUUU